GUUUUCGGGUCGAACAAGAAAGGUAAUGACACGUGGUUACGCGUCUUUUGUUUCCUUCGGUGCCUUGCCAAAAGUUUACCAAGUGGCUCACGACUAUAAAACAAACUCACACAUCCAGCAUAACGCAUAUCUAACAAGCCCCAUUGAUCACCGUUCUGAACAGCGAGGAUCUUACAAUUUAGAGUAAUGUCCACAUUUGAUAGUCUUAUUCAAGACUUGACUCGCGACGUAUGUCGGGUGCAACCUAAAGACGCCCUCCAAUUCUGCGCUAGUUGGUUUCAGUCUCGGCUGGAAGAACAGCGGACCCGAAUACGAGACGUCCUGCACCAGCGUGGUCUCUCCACAGUCCAUGAACUACCAUCCGAGUUCUAUCUCGACUCUCCUGUUAAUAUGGGCCCUCGUAACUCCACCCCCACCCCCAUUUCUCCAUUCUCUCAGGUCCCCCAGCGUCGCGCAUCGCAUCAUGCAAGUUUCUCGCACAGUCCGUUUGGGACGCUUAAUGUGCCAGGAAAUGCACUUCUAUCCUUAGACACCAACGGGGCUUCCAAUGGCAUGGUUGCCCCGACAUUCACCCUCGAUGGACGUGAACUGCCCCCAACCUCGCCAUUGACAGCUGAUCCUAACGCAUUCACACGGUAUGAUGUGUCUUCAACGCCAACCAUGUCUAAUUCACUCUCUCUUGGCCUUGGAGAUUAUCUCCAUGCACCAUCGGCCACCAUACUGGCACGCCGUGUGUCAGUCAGUGCUGAGCCUAUCGCGGUUGACAGCGAUCAUGACGAUCCACUUCCCGUAUACCCCAAGACAGCCGACCAACUUCGCCGCAUAAAAGCAUCCACUGCAGAUAAUUUGGUUUUCCGUGAUCUCGACGAGGAGCAGGAGACGGGCGUGUUAAAUGCAAUGCAAGAGCGCAAGCUCGCCGCAAAUGAUGUGGUUAUACUGCAGGGAGAUGUAGGAGAAUACUUCUACGUCGUCGAAUCGGGACUUUUCUAUUGCUACAUCCAUCCUGGACCGCUACCGCCGACUUGGCUAGCAGAUACGCAAAAUCAUGCCUCGCAGCCCGAAAAAUUCCUCCAACCAGGAUAUCAUCCCGUCUUUGGUCGGAAAGUUUCAGAGUGCAAGCCUGGAGCUUCUUUCGGCGAGCUUGCGUUGAUGUAUGGACAUCCGCGUGCGGCAACCGUGCAGGCAAUUGAGCCUUCCACUGUCUGGGCUCUUGACCGUACCACUUUCCGCACAAUCAUUUUGAAAGCGGCUCACAGGCGCAGGACGAUGUAUGAGCAGUUCCUCGCUAGUGUCCCCCUGUUGUCCUCCCUUGAGUCGGGAGAGCGUAGCAAAAUAGCAGACGCCCUGGUCAGCAGAGUACACCCCGAUGGAGAAGCGGUUCUUCGGGAAGGAGAGAUGGGAGAUACUUUCUUUUUCGUAGAAGAAGGCGAGGCCAUUGUUACUAAGACACAACGAGGAGAAGAGGGUGAGUACCGCGAGAUUACAGUGGGUCGGCUGAAAAAGGGUGACUAUUUUGGCGAGCUAUCUUUACUUAGACUUGAGCCUAGAGCGGCAACAGUGAGUGCGGUGCGUCGGACAGACGCGUCGCAGCCGAAGUUAAAGGUUGCAGCGUUGGACGCGCCUGCAUUCACACGAUUGCUUGGACCUCUUCGGGAGAUAAUGGAGAGAAAGGCUGGGGAAAGUUAUGGUCUUUCGUCCAGAUUAACUCAUUGAUAAGAGGACUUUUGGUGUAUCCUUUCUUGAGUUCAUAUACCCUUCGUGUCUUGUGAAGUUAUUAUUGUAUUCUCAACUAUGAUUAUUGUUGUCAGGCGCCCUUAUAAGCGUUGUCUUUUUAUUAACACGUUCUCGAGUCCAGUAUCAUGGUUUUCCCGUCUCAUAGACCCACGUCGACACUAUUGUUUCUAUUGAGUUGUGAUGCCAACGAAUGGUCCAGGAUUGCAAAAAGUGAUUAACCGUUGAAAUUUUGAAAU
Molecule: messenger RNA, 1970 nt
Organism: Suillus bovinus
Lineage: Eukaryota; Fungi; Basidiomycota; Agaricomycetes; Boletales; Suillaceae
Product: cyclic nucleotide-binding-like protein
Exons: 2
Coding region: 187-1713 (508 amino acids)
Biological process (GO): regulation of protein phosphorylation
Cellular component (GO): nucleus; cAMP-dependent protein kinase complex
Molecular function (GO): cAMP-dependent protein kinase regulator activity
Source: RefSeq, a predicted model, not a curated record